This is a messenger RNA of Cydia amplana, 1049 nucleotides long. RefSeq lists its product as uncharacterized. Bases 7 to 933 code for a protein of 308 amino acids. Lineage: Eukaryota; Metazoa; Arthropoda; Insecta; Lepidoptera; Tortricidae. The transcript is spliced from 10 exons. The record is from RefSeq and is a predicted model, not a curated record.
GGCAAGAUGGCCAUCAUCCAGUCUUGCUGUUGCUGGAGGAGCCUGCGCCGCGGCUGCUACGCUUCGGCCUUGUACACUCUAGUAUACUUUUCGAUAACGAUCGUGACCAUGGGCCACUUUAUAGAGGUCGAACAACGGUACUUGAGCGGUGAGAUGACUAAUCCAGAAUCAGAAAGUUUUCUAGAGCCGGAGAAAAUAACACCAAUAACGGUGUCACUGAACAUAACACUCCUGGCUACCAGUACGCUCGGCCUCAUCUCUUGCUGCCUGCUCAUUCUCGGUAUUUAUAAAGACCUCAAAUUCAUGCUGCUUCCCUGGGUCGUGGCCAUGGUACUUGAAACCAUGGUGGAGAUGGUCAAUCUGGUCUAUCUCUUCUACUUACAAACGCUAAACUUCAACCCGGUCACUUCGUUCCUGUUUACGCUGGAUUUCUUUCUCAUCAUUCUUAAUAUCUACGCGAUCAUAUGCGUUAUAUCUCAGUUUCAAGAGUACUUGGCGGGCCGCGGGACCGCCGCUUUCGACUUCAAUGAUCGGCAACUAGCAUCAGUGCAAUACACCGCCACAGCUCAGCACACUACCACGACUAGUUCCGGCGGGCGGCGGCGCUCCGCUGGCCGCCCCAUGCCGAGCCGGUGCGACCCGGAGGAGUUCUCUGAAGCGCCCAAAUCUAUUGCGCGCGGGAGCCGACCGAUGCCGAGUCGACACGACCCAGAAGAAUUCUCAGAAGCACCCACAAAGGCUAUAACCUCGGUGCUGUCCAAGCCCAGCCGUUCGGCGGUCAAGAAACACGUGCAGUUUCCCGACGAGGCCAGCACCAUCGAGGAGGCGCCGGAGAUCGCCACGCCUCAAGAGGAAGCUGAGAAACCUGAAGCGCGCGUAAUCAGCUCCCUGUGGAUGGAGCUGGAGUCGGAAGCUCCCGCCCCGGAGCGCUGACGCCGGCGCAGCGAGCAGUUCCAUCGGCCGGUGUCGCGCGCGCGCCUGGAGCGCCGCAAGAUGUCCGCCGCCGGACUGCCGCCCGCCGACGACUUCUUGUAAACCCACCUUCCCGA